CUAUGGAAUUGCAGGGUCUACCAAUGUGACAGGAGAUCAAGUGAAGAAGUUGGACAUCCUUUCCAAUGACCUGGUGAUUAACAUGCUAAAGUCAUCUUUCAGUACAUGUGUUAUCGUGUCAGAAGAAAACAAAGAUGCGGUGAUAGUGGAAGCUGAAAAAAGGGGUAAAUACAUAGUCUGCAUAGACCCUCUGGACGGCUCAUCAAACAUCGACUGCCUUGUUUCCAUUGGGACCAUCUUUGCCAUCUACAGAAAGGUGUCCCCUGAUGAACCUUCUGGGAAAGAUGCUUUGCAACCAGGGCGUAAUCUUGUGGCAGCUGGUUAUGCUCUCUAUGGGAGUGCCACAAUGCUGGUACUGGCCACUUCUGCUGGAGGCGUCAACUGUUUCAUGCUGGAUCCGGCAAUUGGAGAAUUCAUUUUGGUGGAUAGGGAUGUGAAAAUCAAAAAGAAGGGAAACAUCUACAGUCUCAAUGAAGGCUAUGCUAAAUACUUCGAUCCUGCAGUCACAGAGUAUCUCAAAAAGAAGAAAUUCCCUGAGGAUGGCAGUUCACCAUAUGGUGGGAGGUACAUAGGAUCGAUGGUGGCUGACGUGCAUCGCACGCUAGUGUAUGGAGGAAUCUUUCUGUAUCCUGCCAACUCCAAAAGUCCCAAAGGAAAGCUGAGACUGCUCUAUGAAUGCAAUCCUAUGGCUUUUGUUAUUGAGAAGGCUGGGGGAAUAGCAACAACUGGACAUCAACCAAUACUAGAUAUAGUGCCUGAGGAUAUCCACCAAAGAGUGCCUGUUGUCUUGGGAUCUCCUGAUGAUGUGAAGGAGUACCUUGAGAUAGUCAAGAAGCAUUCAGCUAAGUAAAGAAAGCUUGCUGCAGUCACCGUGCAGAUGGGGAUAAAUGCCUUACAGCUGAACCAAAGAGUACACUGCAGUACUACAAGACUGAACUGUCUGACCUCUGUAGGAAGAGAGCAAAUGAGCCGUAUUUUCAUAGGGUUUUUUAAAGUGAGAUCUUGUGCAAUUGCAUUGUGCAAUGAGAGGCAUUAAAAGAUUGCAUUAAAGGAAGCAUUGAAAGUAAA
Eurypyga helias (sunbittern) is the source of this 1068-nucleotide messenger RNA. RefSeq names its product fructose-1,6-bisphosphatase 1 (gene FBP1). Gene Ontology annotation, molecular function: fructose 1,6-bisphosphate 1-phosphatase activity. Gene Ontology annotation, biological process: fructose metabolic process; fructose 6-phosphate metabolic process; gluconeogenesis. Lineage: Eukaryota; Metazoa; Chordata; Aves; Eurypygiformes; Eurypygidae. The transcript has 6 exons. The record is from RefSeq and is a predicted model, not a curated record. Gene Ontology annotation, cellular component: cytosol; cytoplasm. The annotation marks the transcript as partial.